GGUACUGCUCUGCGCAUGCGCACCCCAGUUGCCAGGCAACAGCCCGAAACACUUUGGAAGAAACUUUCUAGACAGCUUGUAGUUGUCAGGUGUCCCAGGCCCAGUGGGUCCCUAAGCAGCACCAUGUACCAGAGCAUGGAGAUCAGCAUGAGCAGGAAGAAGAAAGUCCCUACUCGCUUUCUGCCGAACACCUAUAGAUUGUUUAAUGAAAACUUAUACAAUGUAAAUUUGCACAAGGAAACAACUCAUCUCCCUGAUGUGUACAGAAAGCCUGAAAAGCUGCAGCAUCCAAGAUCACCCACACGUAACAACAUGCCACAUCCGUACUAUGCCAGGUUUCUAAGAGACAAUUCUAGGUUUCUGAAGGAGCCAAUUCCUCAUAUGGAAACUGCAAGCACCAAACAUAUACAGUCAGAGUGGUGGCCCAGAGAUGAGGAACAUGUUGCUCCUCACAAACCAUCCUACGAUAUGAUGACCACCCAAAGAAGUGACUUUCUGAAGUUUUCUUACUCGAGUAAUCCUCAAACACGAUACAGUGCAAAACCAUGCAAGUCGCCGGUUUGUGGAAUAGUCCCAUUUGCCCCUCCAAGAAGCAGAACACGACUGCCUCGGCUGUUACAGGAACAGAUUUCCUUCAUACAUAAUUAUAAUGCGAGAUCAGUAACAAAUGAACCCAUUCGGGGAAAGCGUCAUGGAGCCUUUGUAUGGACAGAGAUAAAAACAGAGAGUGGGCCAGCAGUUCCUAAGGGAACCAAUCUGUUCCUGAACACUACAGGGUCACAUUCACUUGACCAGGCAGAAACAGAGAAAGGAAAUUCAGGGGAAAGCAGUGUGACCUCACCCAGGCGCUGCUCGCAUGGUUCCCAGCAGAUGUUCGGCUCUGAAAUUCACUUAUCAAAAACAGACCUUGGAGAAGGAGCCAAGAGCAAUCCCAGUGCAGCAGACAGGGAACAGAACAAGUCGGGCAGCUCACAGACCAUUGGAAGAAAAACCCUCAUUCCCAUAGGUGAAAAACUAUCAAGUCAGCCAAGUGUGAACUCUGCCUGAUGGGCUUCAUAUCUGUCUCAUUUCCUAUUCCUUUUGUACCAGACACCAGAAUGAGUGACAUGCUCAAGUCACAACCAGAAUCAGCGGAUACAAAUAAAUGGGUUUUUACCAGACCUUUCCUUUAA
This is a messenger RNA of Xenopus tropicalis (tropical clawed frog), 1172 nucleotides long. RefSeq names its product ciliary microtubule inner protein 6 (gene cimip6). The record is from RefSeq and is a predicted model, not a curated record. Lineage: Eukaryota; Metazoa; Chordata; Amphibia; Anura; Pipidae. The coding region runs from base 16 to 1047 and encodes 343 amino acids. The transcript has 5 exons.